AUUUGUGUGAUGGGAGGACAUUGGGCAAUUAUGUGGCCCAAGCACAAUUCUCCAUGUCAAAGUCAAUAAAGGUGGGAACAACCGAUUAGCAGGAAAAAUAUAACGAAGAAGGUCGCUGCACGGAGAGAAGUAAGAAGAAGAGACUAGACAACUGAGAAUUGCAAUGAAGAAAGCAGAGCUGGUGUUUGUCCCAGUAGCAUUCCGCGGUCACCUUGUAUCAACUGUAGAAUUCGCAAAACGCUUAAUCCAAAGGGAUGAUCGCUUUUCAGUCACCAUCCUCUCCAUCAACUCCCCAUUCGGCCCCGACGCGCAUGGAUACAACAAAUCACACCUUGCUUUUGAACCCGGUCUCCGUUUGAUCGAUCUCCCUCCACAGGAUCCCCCUCCACCUCACCUUAAAAAAUCCAUUGCACAAUUCCUGUCAGUUUACAUUGAGAGUUACAUUCCUCAUGUGAAAGACGCCAUCAUCAACCUCAAAUCAACUCGGCCUCUCGCUGGGGUAGUCCUUGAUUUUGUAUGCAUCUCAAUGAUUGAUGUGGCCAAUGAACUGGGUCUUCCCUCAUAUCUGUUUCUAACCUCUGGUGCUGCUCUUGUUAGCCUCAUGCUCUACCUUCCCACCCGCCAUACACAAAUCAGCGCUGCCUUUGAGGACGCGGAUCCUGAGUUGGUGAUUCCAGGUUUCAUAAACCCAGUUCCGGUUAGCGUUUUGCCUGAAGCACUGAGGGACAAGCAUGGUGGUUAUGCCUCUUUUAUAAAGGUUGCUCAGAGGUUUAGAGAGGCUAAGGGCAUUAUAAUCAAUACAUUUACUGAGUUGGAGCCUUUCUUAGUGGGUUCCUUCUCCGACGGCCAAGCUCCUCCAGUGUACACGGUCGGACCAGUGCUUGAUCUCGAGGGUCAGGCCCAUUCUAGUGCAGACCGGGCUGACCAUGAUAAGGUCAUGGCCUGGCUUGACACUCAGCCGGAAUCCUCUGUGAUGUUCCUAUGCUUUGGGAGUCUGGGCACCUUCGAUGUACCCCAGGUGAGAGAGAUCGCGCUUGGACUUGAGCGCAGCGGCCACAGGUUCCUGUGGUCUUUACGUCGGCCACCGCCAGAUGGGAAGUUCGGUAGCCCAAGUGAAGGCACGAAUCUGGAUGAGAUGUUGCCAGAAGGGUUCAUGGAGCGGAUCGGAGGAAAAGGAAUGAUCUGCGGUUGGGCACCGCAAGUGAAAGUUCUGGCCCACGAAGCCAUUGCUGGGUUUGUAUCCCACUGCGGGUGGAACUCAAUCUUAGAAAGUGUGUGGAACAGUGUGCCAAUAGUCACAUGGCCACUUUACGCAGAACAAAAGUUGAAUGCAUUUGAGAUGGUGAAAGAACUAGGAUUGGCAGUGGAGAUGAGAUUAGACUCCAGGUACGACGGAGAUGUUGUGAUGGCGGAGGAGAUAGAUGGAGCCGUAAGACGUGUGAUGAAGGCUGAUAGCACAGUGAGAAAGAUGGUGAAAGAGAUGGGAGAGAAGAGUAGGAGGGCUCUGACGGAGGGUGGAUCUUCAUACAAUUCGUUUGAACGGUUGAUCCAUGCGAUGAUAAAUACCCGGGAUUGUGCUAUCUUGAAUGUGUGGAAGUACGAUCAUGUGAUUUAGCAGAAAUUAUGGAGGUUAAAUAUUCUUGCACCUGGGGGUAGGAAGCAGAAAGAUUAAAGAGCAGACAACGGAGAUAAAGAAAAUAGAGCUGGUGUUCGUCCCAACUCCCGCCGCUGGCCACUACAUAUCCGCCGUGGAAUUCGCAAAGUGCUUAAUCCACACGGACGAUCGCUUUUUCUGUUACCAUCCUCCAAAUGAGUUGAUCACUCAAUCCUUAUCCGGAUAUAUACAACAAAUCUCUUCUUGCCCCUGAAACCCGUCUCCAUUUCAUUGACCUCCCUCCUAUCGAUCACCCUCCAUCCCAUCACCCCAUGAUAUCUUCCUCAAAUCCAUUGAACACUACACAUUGUUUUCAAUUGAAAGCUACAUCCCUCACGUCAAAUACGCCAUCACUCACCUCAUGUCAUCUCGCUCUUCCCCACACUCAGUCCCACUCGCCGGGUUAGUCCUUGAUUUCUUCUGUCUGCCCAUGAUUGAUGUGGCCAACCAACUAGGCCUCCCUUCUUACCUAUACUUCACCUCUGGUGCUGGUUUUCUUGGCCUCAUGCUCCCCCCCUCAACUCGCCAUAGCCAAAUCGACACUGAGUUUGAAGACUCGGAUCCUGAUCUGGAGCUCCCGAGUUUCGUCAACCCAGUCCCUAUUCGCGUUUUGCCUGAAGCCUUGAGUAACAAGCAUGGUGGUUAUGCUGCUUUCAUAAAGUUUGCACAGAGGUUCAAAGAGGCUAAGAGUAUUAUAGUAAAUACGUUUUCUGAGUUGGAGCCUUAUGCCGUUGAGUCGUUCGCCAAUGGUCAGAGCCUCCCCCCCCCCCCCCCCCCCCCCCCCCCACGCCUCGGUGUACACGGUAGGACCGGUUCUUGACCUCGGGGGUAUGUCUCAUUCCGGUUCAGACCGGGUUGACCACAGUAAGAUCAUUGGGUGGCUAGACGCUCAGUUGGAAUUGUCUGUGGUGUUCCUCUGCUUUGGAAGCAUGGGUACCUUCGACGCGCCCCAGGUGAGGGAGAUCGCGCUUAGGCUCGAGCGUAGCGGCCACAGGCUCUCCUGGGCGUCUGCUGAGGCUGGAUGGCAAACUCGGUGGAAGCUCUAAUGGCAUGGAACUCAGUGAGAUCUUGCCUGAGGGGUUCCUGGAUCGAAUCGGAGAAAGGAGAAUGAUCUGUGGUUGGGCACCGCAAAUGAAAGUCCUGGCCCACAAAGCUAUAGGAGGGUUCGUAUCCCACUAUGGGUGGAACUCCAUCUUAGAGAACAUAUGGAACAGUGUACCGAUGACAACCUGGUCCAUGUAUGCAGAACUGUUACAAUAACUAUGGACUCACAUAUAUUAAUAAUUGUUUAUGAUUAAA
Messenger RNA from Vitis vinifera (wine grape), 2953 nucleotides. RefSeq names its product UDP-glycosyltransferase 71K1. The transcript is spliced from 2 exons. The coding region runs from base 164 to 1615 and encodes 483 amino acids. NCBI's taxonomy places the organism in Eukaryota, Viridiplantae, Streptophyta, Magnoliopsida, Vitales, Vitaceae. Gene Ontology annotation, molecular function: UDP-glycosyltransferase activity. The record is from RefSeq and is a predicted model, not a curated record.